AUAUUUCUUUCAACAAGUAAAUGAUUAUAUGUUUUCAUUUUAGAUUAAGGAAGACAUGUAAAAUGACAAGGAGAAAUACUGUAUCACAAACACUGUUGUUCACUUGGCUAAUGUUAUAUAAUGGUGAUAUCAGAAGUGUGUCUUUUUCUAUGUCAUGGGAUUGGUUUGAAGCUCAACAACAAUGUCAUAAAAUUAAUGAUACAUUACCUAGAAACACUUCUGCUUCAACAGAAAUGGAAAUCUGGACUGGUUUCUACCUGAGACAAUCAUCGUGGAUUAAAAUUCUGGGCUGUUUUGAUUCAAAGAAUAUUUAUGGCUAUCAGGAAUUCCUGAAGAAUCAUUUAUCUGCUGGAUAUUGUCACGAAAUAUGUUCAUCAUUAAACUCGACAAUUUUUGGAAUUAAGGAAAAGAAAUGUGUGUGUCUUGGACGCUCAAUUUUGAGUAAAACGAUUUUACCCAAUCAAUGCAAUGAAACAUGCAGACAAGAUACAGAAGGUUUUGGAUUUUCAGAAUGUGGAGGACCUAAUGCCUAUUCUGUAUACACUGCAGAUUCAUCAUUUUUACCGAAUUGUACAAAAGCCGAAAAUGGUGGAAAAGCAACAUGUCUUGCGGUUAACUGUGGUACUGAACAGAGGUUUUCUAUUUCAACGAGUUGUUCUGAGUCAUAUUUCGGAGUCUGUGAAGUUAAAGAAUACCUGGGGUGUUUUGAGGAUCAAAGUUCGCGAACCCUUUCAGGAGAGGAUAAAUGGGCCAGAGAUAUGACUAUAAAACUUUGCAGAAAGUUUUGUUCAGAUCGAAAAAGAAAGUUGUUUGGAGUCGAGUAUUCAAAUGAAUGUUUUUGUGGAAACGAUUUUGUAAGGAGGAUCAAAAAGGCUGAACGUGAAUGUAACAUGACAUGCGGUGGAGAUAACCGUCAAAUAUGUGGUGGACCAUGGAGGAUCAAUAUUUACAGAACCCCAUACUUCGAAAUUGAUAAAAAUGCUAGACAGAACUGGACUGAAUCGAUGAAAUGGUGCAAAACAUGGUCUCCGCCUACUUACUUAUCUGGAAAUGUAUCUCUGGUAAACGCCAACCAAGCCUGUCAAGCAUUGCAUAGGAAAAAAGAUGGUUUAUCAUGGCUUGGUAUUGCAAAAGAAGUAUACGAAGGAUAUGAUCGAGGUAUAAGUUUUGACACCAAUCACAGAAGAACCUUCCUGAAAUGCCAGAAGUGUAACCACACUAGUUGUGAAUUUGUCGACUGCUUUCAAAAACUGAACAGUAUUCUGUGCGAAAAGACUUCAUUGGAAGAAUCUACCACUGUUGACUUUCCACUGACCAUUUAUGAAAAUUUAGAAAAUCCCGUUCCUUUGAUUUCUUUGAUAGUGUCGUUAGUGGUAGUCUUUAUUCUUGCUAUUUGCACAGCAGUUGUCGUCACUUGGUUGAUUAGAAAAAGGGGGAUAGAAAACAAAGACAACAAGAUAAAUCAUCAAAUGUCAAACUCUAUAAGUGAAAAUGUUUACGUCAACGUUAAUGACGACCCGAAUAUGAUGAAAUAUAAUUCUGAACAAAGACCUUCAUCAAAACACUUUAUCAGACCAGAAAAUCCAGAACAAAAUUUAGAUAAACCAUAUCGGGAAACAGUUGAUGAUGUCUAUGAUCAUCUCGGGGAUAAGGAAACUAAACAAAACAAGAACGACAAUGUCUAUGAUCACGCCCAUUUUGCUGCCGAAUCAGAGGACGGGGUGUAUAAUAUUAGUACUAGUGGUACAUCACAAAAUAAAUCUCAAGAUGAGGCUACUUAUGAUCAUGCCGCGUCUUACUCAGAUUAUGGACACCAUGGUGAACAAGUCGAUAAGAUGGAGGAUACGUACUCCAGACUUCAGAUAAAAUCACGGAGCGGACACUAAGGGAAUACGUAUUAGAAAGUUUUUUUUUCAGUUAAAUAGGAACCUAAACCGUUUGACGUCAGAGCAUCAGCUUUUGACUAAACAAUUAUACUUUCCUCAAGGAAUUUGCAUUCGAUUCUUACUUUUGUGCAAUGCAUGCAUUUGUGAUAGAAAAUUACCGGUGUAUCCGGAUUCACGUAUGAGCGUUUGGGCACAUGUUUAAAUUGGAGAUUUUUGACAAUCUAAGAAUAAAAUAAAACAAUUAUAAUUCUUCAUAUUUGAUUAAGAAUUUGUAAAUAAAAGAAAAAUUCUCUUGUUGAUUAAUAACCUACAAGGCCAAUAGCAAUCUCAAAUGGGGAAAAAAUUUCCUCAAAUUUGAAGCAGGCAUAUUCUUUUAAUAUAAUUAUUAUAUUAUAACUAUUAUUUACAAUAUUGUCAGUCAGCAUCCUCAUUUA
This is a messenger RNA of Saccostrea cuccullata (small rock oyster), 2320 nucleotides long. RefSeq lists its product as uncharacterized. NCBI's taxonomy places the organism in Eukaryota, Metazoa, Mollusca, Bivalvia, Ostreida, Ostreidae. The record is from RefSeq and is a predicted model, not a curated record. The coding region runs from base 21 to 1886 and encodes 621 amino acids. The transcript is spliced from 12 exons. Gene Ontology annotation, cellular component: plasma membrane.